Molecule: messenger RNA, 405 nt
Organism: Clunio marinus
Lineage: Eukaryota; Metazoa; Arthropoda; Insecta; Diptera; Chironomidae
Source: the annotation of a GenBank genome assembly
AUGAUUGAUUGCGGACUUGAACAAGGUGGCAUUUGCAGUGAAAGAAAGAAAGAAAAAAAUCACGCAAAUAAAAGUUCUUAUCGGAAUGUUGAAAGUCCCCCGUUUAUGGCUCUUUUGCAUUUCAACAUUUCGUUUUUAACUAAAAAGAAAAUUCAAAAGCAAUUUGAAGGGAAAUUUAUUCAAAACUGGUACGCAUACGACUUUAACUUAAGGAGUGAUUUGUCAGCUAUUUAUUCGACAAUGGACGUCACACUUGAAACUUCAAAUACUUUCAACAACUUGUUUGCAAUCAAACUUCAAUUAAAAGCACGUCCGAAUUUUCUGAAAAAUCACAACAAUCUAGAGUACUGUGGAGGAACACAGCAGCAGGAAGAAAAUAAAAGCGCGAUAAGCAAUCAAAAAUAA